Molecule: messenger RNA, 879 nt
Organism: Rhodamnia argentea
Lineage: Eukaryota; Viridiplantae; Streptophyta; Magnoliopsida; Myrtales; Myrtaceae
Product: strigolactone esterase D14-like
Exons: 2
Coding region: 53-877 (274 amino acids)
Source: RefSeq, a predicted model, not a curated record
UCUCUCUAGUUUCUUGUCCUUGUUCUUCUUGUUCAUCUUCCUCCUGCGAAAAAUGGUGACGCUAGAGAAGGGCCUCUCGACCUCCCUGAACGCGAAGCUCACCGGCUCAGGCGCCGAGACGGUGGUUCUCGCUCACGGCUUCGGAGGAAACCAGACCGUGUGGAACAAGAUCCUCCCUCCCUUGUCCCGGUAUUUCAGGGUCCUCGUCUUCGACUGGGGUUUCUCGGGAGCUGUCAAGGAACAAGAAGGUCUGUUCGACCCUGCGAAGCACUCCUCCUACGAUGCUUUCGCUGGUGAUCUGAUCGCCCUCCUGGACGAGGUUGGCCUCGAGUCCACAGUCUUCGUCGGCCACUCCAUGUCCGGCAUGAUCGGUUGCAUUGCCUCUGUGAAGAGGCCCGACCUCUUCAAGCGGCUCAUACUCGUUGGUUCUUCCCCUAGGUAUUUAAACACAGACGGCUACGAGGGCGGGUUCGAGGCCGCACGGAUCGAUCAGAUCCUAUCCAGCGUCGAGUCCGACUACCACAGUUGGGCACCCAACUUUGCUUCUCUGGUGGUGGGUCCGUGCGAUCCCCCCUCGGUCGAGGCAUUCGCGAAGUGCUUGGGAAGGAUGAGGCCCGAAGUCGCGCUUUCCUUGGCCAAAAUGAUCUUCCCGGGCGACUACGGGGAGGCCCUCGGGAGAGUGACGACCCCGUGCACCAUAAUCCAGACCACGAAUGAUGCCUUCGUGCCGAGUUCGGUCGCCCGGUACAUGCACGAGGCGAUUCGGGGGGAAUCGACGGUCGAGACGAUCAAGGCGGACGGCCAUUGCCCUCAACUCACCGCGCAUCGGCAGCUCCUCGACAUGUUGAGUGGAGUCUUGGGGUUCGAGUGCGAUUAGAG